GCGGUUAUAGUGGAAGGAGUCAAACCAUGGCUUCACUGAACACGUGUGAAAGCAGCUCCUGAGGAAAGCUGCUGCUCAGAGAAAUGCAGUUCUAACCAGAGUGCAAUCUCUUGGGAAGGCAUCCUCAGGGGUGAGAGGAGUGGAAAGGAAUGCGAGGACCAGGAAGGAGGAAGGGCUGAGCACGAGAUUGUGCCGAGGUCACCACAAAAGGCAGCAAAGAUGCUCCAGAGAAACCGGUGCUUCAUUAGCAUGAUAAAACACGAACCCCCGGGAGUGGUGAUCGGAGGUGAUAAGGAGCGAUGCCCUGGUCGGGGAACAGCCUGAGAGCUGGGCUCUUCCCGGGUGGGAAAAGUCUGCGGUGGAGCUCACAGCUCCCCAGGCAGCAGCACCCGGAGGGGCACCGUGUGAAGCAGCGAGAGCCUGGCUGGAAGCUGUCCGGGCAGCACCGGGACGAGCACUCGGCAUCCGCCGCUCGACGUGACUGCAAGGAGCCGGGCUGCCUGCAGCAGAGACUCCAAGCGGCCGGCUCGGCACCCGAGGAGCCCAUGAGCAUUGCGGAGGUGGCCGUGUAUUUCAGCAGGGAGGAGUGGGCGCUGCUGGACCCUGUGCAGCGAGUGCUCUACCGGGACGUGAUGCUGGAGACGUACGAGUGCGUGGCCUCGCUGGCUCCACUUCCAGCCCCCAAACCUGUGGUGAUCUCCCAGCUGGAAGGAGGGGAAGAGCCCUGGAUUCCAGCUGUGCACAGCCCAGAGGUCAUGGCAGAAGGCUUUUGCCCAGCAGGAGGUAGGAUCACAAAUAGAAAGGAGGAUCUGCAGAAAGGUGGUGUGGCCGAAAAGCAUUGGGGUAGUGGCUCUGUGGAAGAAAUGCGAAGGGAUGUCCGUGGGGGCCUGGAGCAAGGAGAGCACUUGACGAAGGCACUGGGAAACCAUCCAGGAAAGAGAGUGAGGAACGCGCUGGGCUGCAGCACAGGUCAGGAGCAGCUGGAAGACGUAAGGAGCAAGGAAGAGUGCCAGAAGAAAAGGCAGAAUCGGUGUGAUGAGUCUGGGAAAAGCUUUAAGAGGAAUUCCAGCCGUGUUAACCAUGAAAGUAUUCGGCCUGGGGAGAGACUAUGCAAGUGUCCUGAUUGUGCAAAGAGCUUCCGAAGGAGUUCUGACCUCAUUGUCCAUCAGCGCAUCCACACAGGUGAGAGACCCUACAAGUGCCAUGAGUGUGCAAAGAGCUUCAGAACCAGUAGCCAUCUCAUCACCCACCAGCGCAUCCACACUGAAGAGAGACCCUACAAGUGCCCUGAGUGUGCGAAGAGCUUCAAAAGCAGUAGUGAACUCACUGUCCACCAGCGCGUCCACACAGGAGAGAGACCCUACAAGUGCCCUGAGUGUGGGAAGAGCUUCAAAAGCAGAGCUGAACUCACUGUCCACCAGCACAUCCACACAGAAGAGAGACCCUACACAUGCACUGAGUGUGGGAAGGGCUUCAAAAGCAGAACUGAACUUAUACGCCACCAGCGCAUCCACUCAGGAGAGAGACCCUACAAGUGCCCUGAGUGUGGAAAGGGCUUCAGACGCAGUACUGAAGUCAUCUGCCACCAGCGCAUCCACACAGGAGAGAGACCCUACAAGUGCCCUGAGUGUGGAAAGGGCUUCAAAACGAGUGCCCAUCUCAUCAGCCACCAGCGCAUCCACACAGGAGAGAGACCCUACAAGUGCGCUGAGUGUGGGAAGGGCUUCAAAAGCAGUAGUGAACUCACUGUCCACCAGCGCGUCCACACAGAAGAGAGACCCUACACGUGCUCUGAGUGUGGGAAGGGCUUCAAAAGCAGAACUGACCUCACUGUCCACCAGCGCAUCCACACAGGAGAGAGACCCUACAAGUGCCCUGAGUGUGCGAAGAGUUUCAAAAGCAGUAGUGAACUCACUGUCCACCAGCGCGUCCACACAGGAGAGAGACCCUACAAGUGUCUUGAGUGUGGGAAGAGCUUCAAAAGCAGAGCUGAACUCACUGUCCACCAGCGCGUCCACGCAGGAGAGAAACCCUACAGAUGCCCUGAUUGUGGAAAGGGCUUCAAACGCUGUACUGAACUCAUCCGCCACCAGCGCAUCCACAAAGGAGAGAGACCGUACAAGUGCCCUGAGUGCGCGAAGAGCUUCAAAUGCAGUACUGAACUCAUCCGCCACCAGCGCGUCCACACAGGAGAGAGACCCUACAAGUGCCCUGAGUGUGGGAAGGGCUUCAGCAGACGUUCCCACCUCAUCCGCCACCAGGGCAUCCACACAGGAGAGAGACCCUACAAGUGCCCUGAUUGUGGGAAGGGCUUCAAAAGGAGUCCCCAUCUCAUCAUCCACCAGCGCAUCCACACAGGAGAGAGGCCCUACAAGUGCGUUGAGUGUGGGAAGGGCUUUAAAAGCAGUACUGAACUCAUUGUCCACCAGCGCAUCCACAAUUGAUAGAGACCCUUCUAGUGCCCUCUUUGCGGGAAGGGUUUUAGAAGCAAUUCUUCCCUCUACUCCCACAAGCACAUCCACGCCGGAGGCACAUUGUAGCAGUUCCCUGAGUUUGUGUGAAGGUUCACAAGCACUUGCAUCCUCGUUUCCUAGUAAGUAAGCCUUGUGUCACUUAACAUCUUUCUGAGCAGAAGAGAAAGAAAAGAGAGAGGUGAGGCAGCGGGAGACAGAGAGGGAGAUGGACAGAGACAGAGAUCACUGGUCCACGUUCCAGCUUUGGUCCAGCCAAGAGAGGUGCGGGGCUCUUGGGUUGCGAGCAUCCUUGUCCCGAGGUUUCAAAAGUCUCAAAAAAGAACCCCAAGGAUCUCUCUGGCAUCCUUCUAUGGCUGCUAGAUGUACCUGUGUGCCAUCCAGGGCUGUGAACAAGUGAGUCUGCAACAAGCAAGAUCAUCAAAAACAAGUUUGCAGUCAAAACUGACAGCAAAAUGGGAAUGUUUUGGACAGAGCAAGGCCGUCUCCAUUUUCACAGGACUCCCUCCUCCCCCAAGUCUCCAGCCUUCAGUCUGUUGACGUGGGAACACUUGAAUCUUCCAAGGCUUUGAGACAAUACCAGGAAUAUAUCAAGUAAAGUGUUUUUCCUUGAUCUGCUCCGUAACACGGGACCUGAGGGCUGACACAAUGGCAAGGAGAAAGGAGAACGGCGUGGUGGUAUAAGGAGAGCAGCACUGAAAAGACCAUGUCCUGCUGCUGCCCAUGGCCAUGGCUCCAGGGAAGCAGCAGCCUGACUCAAAGGCAGCAGAGAGGGAGCGCCCAUGGGGCGGUGAGGGGCAGCCCCACAGACACCAGGGCUGCUGCUCCGUGUGGCAGUUGGGCUCCUGGUUCCAGCACCAAGGAACCAAGGGCUCCUCUCCGUCAUCCAGAGGAGAUGGGAGCUGAGAUCAAUGAUUUUCUGAUCAUUUCUCUAUCUAGGCAAAGAGCCUGGCUACUUUUGUACAUGAGGAUUGCCAGCCAGAAGAACGUAGAAAAUAAAGAAGAAAUGUGAUGAAUAGUGUUACUUAAUUGGAACUAAAACCAUCAUAGGAUUGAGAGAUUGGGAGCGAGGGGGGAAGAGAUGAAAGAAAGGCAGUCCAAGCUUUUCCUGAAUUUUUGAUCGUCCCAUGAAGAGCAUUUUACUGAUGCUGAAGGAACGUGUCUUGACAGAGUUUCCUGAGGGCAUCCCUGAGCUGCUGGUUUCUCAUGCUGUAGAUGAGGGGGUUGAUUACUGGAGGUAUCACUGUGUAUAACACCGCCACCACCAGGUCCAGGGAUGGGGAGGAGAUAGAGGGCGUCUUCAGGUAGGCAAACACGGCAGUGCUGACAAAGAGGGAGACCAUGGCCAGGUGAGAUAGCCGUCCCUGCUCAGAGGGCAUCCUCAGCACGGCCCUGAAGAUCUGCACAUCAGACAGCACCAUGAAUAGUAAACAAGCAAAAAAGAUUAAGACACCUAAUAUGACAAGUCCAACUUCCCUGAGGUAAGAACCAGAGCAAGAGAGCUUGAGGAUUUGGGCGAUUUCACAGAAGAACUGGUUCAUGGCAUUACCUUGGCAGAGUGGUAUUGAAAAAGUGCUGGCAGUGUGCAGCAGAGCAUGGAGAACCGCAGAGCCCCAGGCAGCUGCUGCCAUGGUGGCACAAGCUCUGCUGUCCACCAGGGUCCUGUAGUGCAGGGGCUUGCAGAUGGCAAUGUAGCGGUCAUACGACAUAAUGGUGAGGAAGAGAAUACUCUGCUGAGAACAAAAACAUAAAGAAAAAGACCUGUGCAGCACAUCCAGAGUAGGAGAUGGUGGUGGUGUCGCAGAGGGCAUUAGCCAUGGCUUUGGGGAGAGUGGUGGAGAUGCAGCCCAGGUCGAGGAGGGCGAGGUUGAGGAAGACGAAGUCCAUGGGCGUGUGCAGGCAGUGGUCACAGGCUACGGCUGUGCUGAUGAGGCCGUUGCCCAGGAGGGCAGCCAGGUAGAUGGCCAGGAAGAGGCAGAAGAGCAGGAGCUGCAGCUGCCGCGUGUCUGCGAAUGCCAGGAGGAGGAAGUCGCUGAUGGAGCUGCUGUUGGGCAUCUGCUGCCUUUGGCCACAAGAACGUGUCCAAGGAGAACAGAACUUUCCCCAGAUAACUCUCCAGUGUGCUGUUCAAGUUGUGAACACUUGAAGAAGAUGACAGGAAGGCACAAAGGCACAUGAGGGCUCUGUAGAUUGAAAUGGGCCCCAGGGGGCAUUUGCUGCUGAGUCCAUCUACCUCCAUUCCUGUGAGAAUACGGCACGAAGUGCUCAAGAAGAUGAAGUCAGAAGUAAGAGGGAAGUUUCUUGGAGUACUAAUGGGCCCCACUGAGGGCCAUUACCAACACAGCUUCCCCAGGGACUUCUCCGAGCAGAUGAUUGGAAGCCCUGAUUACAGGUAGACAAAGGCACUGUGAUGGCGACACUCAUGCUGAGAAAACCCUCCUUUGUCUUAUGAAGUGGAAAGGCCAAGCCCUGAUCCCCAGACCCUUGGAAGGGAGAUCCUGUCCCUCAUGCUGGCUUAGGGCUCUUCCUGGGGCAGUGGGAUGGAGGUUUGUAUGAUGUCAAAUGAAAGACAUGUACCGAUGCAUCAUCACUGCACCACUGCCCACUGAGACAGAGCAGUGAAUCUGCUGUCACUGUGCUCCUUCCCAGUGCGACAGCACAGGACCUCUGACAUCACAGUGCUCCAACCCACUGGGACGGCAGAGUGACCCUGACAUCACUGUAAUACUGACCAGUGCAACAACUCUGUAAUUCUGACAUCACUGCUCUCCACUCCACCGAGACACCACCGGGACUCUGGUGUCACUGAGCUCCUAUCCACUGCGACAGCACAGGGACUCCAACAUCACUGUGCUCAUACCCACUGUCAGAGAAUCCGAGAAUAUCCCGUGUUGGAAAGGACCCACGAGGAUCACUGAGUCCAACUUCAGUCUCCACACGACCACCCACAAAGCAGACCAAAUGACUGAGAGCAUGGCCUGAAUACUUCUUGAUCUCUAGCAAUCUUGGUGCUGGAACCACUUCCCUGGGGGCCUCUUCCAGUGCCCCCCUUUGGGCACUCUCCAUACUUUGAUGUCCUUUAUGUUCUGCAGUGCCCAGGAGUGCACCCAGUGCUGCAGGUGAGGCUGCAGCAGUGCAGAGCAGAGCGGGACAAUCCCUUCCCUCACGCGGCUGGCAAUGCCAUGCUCGAUGCAGCCCAGGGCACGGUUGGCCUUCCUGGCUGCCUGGGCACACAGCUGACUCACGUUCCAUUGGCUGCUGACCAGGACCCCCAAUCCCUUUCAGUGGGACUGCUCUCCAGUGUCCCAUCCCCCUGUCAGUGUGUAUGUCCAGGGUUGCCCCUACCUGAGUGCAGAAUCAGGCACUUGUUCUUGUUAUGCUUCAUGCAGUUGGUGCUUUCCCAGUUCUCUAACUUGUCCACAUCUCUCUGCAAGGCCUCUCCACCCUUGAUGGAGUCAACAGCUCCACCCUAUUUGGUAUUGUCAGCAAACUUGCUCGGAACAUCUUCUUGACCUGCAUGCAAGCCAUGGAUGAAAUCAUUAAAGACAAGUGGCUCUAAAAUGGAGCUCUGGAGCCCCUAAAA
Messenger RNA from Numida meleagris (helmeted guineafowl), 6054 nucleotides. Its product is annotated as zinc finger protein 345-like. The coding region runs from base 300 to 2444 and encodes 714 amino acids. The record is from RefSeq and is a predicted model, not a curated record. Gene Ontology annotation, molecular function: RNA polymerase II cis-regulatory region sequence-specific DNA binding; DNA-binding transcription factor activity. Gene Ontology annotation, biological process: regulation of transcription by RNA polymerase II. The transcript is spliced from 6 exons. NCBI's taxonomy places the organism in Eukaryota, Metazoa, Chordata, Aves, Galliformes, Numididae.